AUGCCUGUGAACCGCCAGCAGUCAGACUCGUCGGAGAUGGACUCGGAUGUGUCCCCCAGCUGCGGGCUCAGCGACCUGAGCAGAGGGGGCAGCUUGGACAGUCGAAGCAGCAGCUCCCGCUCCAGGAGUUUGACUUUGGAUGAUGAGAGCCUGAAGUACCUGACCCAUGAGGAAAAGGAUGUCAUCCUGUUUUUUGAAGAGACCAUUGAUUCCCUGGAAGAUGACUUUGAAGAGCAAGUCCUAUGUGACGGCCACUCUCUGGGGUCUCUCAGAGAGCAUGCUUCCAGUCACGAGCCAGGAGAGGUCAUUGAUUUAGUGCAGCCAGCUCCAGGGGCAGGGGAACCGGAGUGCCUCCCGGCUGGGACGGACACGGCAGGGGCUGGCCCUGUGGGGAAGGAAGACAUUCCUGUCCUUGAAGGUAGGAACCCAGAAGCCGGGGGUCCGUCCUCGCCAGACUCCACAGGUCCACAGACCCCUCCUGUGCUACCCUCCCAGCCUGUGGCCGCAGCGGCAGCGCCCCCCAGGAAAGAGCUGCCUGCCCCUGCGCCCCUCACAGAGCACCCCAAACUGCCCCGCUCUGUUCCUACCCCACUGGUAAUCGCUCAGAAAAUGUCCGAGAAGUUGGCUGGAAAUGAAGCGCUUUCACCUGCAUCCCCCUCCAAGGAGGGCAAGCCUGGGGACUGGAGGACACUGCCUUCGGGGGCCCCUCGGAACGGGGACCCUUUCCUGGGGCACAGACACAUGGCCCAGCCUGCACCCAAGAUCCACCGCUUCCCGAGCAACAUCAGCGUGACCAACAGCGCAGGGAAGGAGUUCAACAAGACCAUCUCCAAAGCAGCCGUCAAUGUGCAGGAGCGGAAGGCCCAGGUCUUGGCCAACAUCAAUGGCAUCUCUUUCCUGGCCGCCGGGGAAGUGGAAGACCGGGCCCCCAGGGCUGAUGUCACCGAGCAGGCGACGCGUGGCCAGAGCAAGCCACGCCCCGUCCAUGAAACCGCGUCCACACGGGCUGGCGGCCACGCCGGCACUCAGCAGCAGUCCAGAGGCGUGCAGACAGAACAGUGCCUGCCGUUGCCCAACGGCUUCCAGAGCAUCCACGACGUCCUGAAGAGUGAGCCCAGUGCCUUCGUCGUCUCCACGGGAAAAACUGUCACCUUCCGUCCAGACCCAGCGCUUGCCGGCAAACUUGCCCGCCAGAAUGCCAGCAGGAGCUUUUACGAGCACCGGCCGCCGGACUGCAGCCAGGAUGCCAGGAAGCGGUCGGGUUCGCUGCCCAGGGCUGUUGGGUUCAGGCCCCAGGGCAUCACCGUCCAGUUCUCUGGCCGCGGAUCCACGGAGGAGGCCCGCCGGGAGGCCCUGCGCAAGCUCGGCCUUCUGAAGGAGAACUUGUGA
Molecule: messenger RNA, 1389 nt
Organism: Odobenus rosmarus divergens (Pacific walrus)
Lineage: Eukaryota; Metazoa; Chordata; Mammalia; Carnivora; Odobenidae
Gene: PROSER2
Product: proline and serine-rich protein 2
Exons: 3
Coding region: 1-1389 (462 amino acids)
Source: RefSeq, a predicted model, not a curated record